This is a messenger RNA of Stereum hirsutum FP-91666 SS1, 1227 nucleotides long. RefSeq lists its product as uncharacterized. The annotation marks the transcript as partial. The transcript has a single exon. The record is from RefSeq and is a predicted model, not a curated record. NCBI's taxonomy places the organism in Eukaryota, Fungi, Basidiomycota, Agaricomycetes, Russulales, Stereaceae.
AAGUCAACAAAAGCUCGGUACUCCAGCCAGCUAAGCCCUCUAUGGACGAGUCCUGCCGCACAGUCCCCUACUAUCAGUUCAAAGGUCGAUCCCCACACGAGCAAGCGUGCAUACGAGCGUCGCGAGCAACAGUCCUUCCCACUCAUUGUCUAUCAUACGUCACAUACCGACCCAAAGAUCUGCACCGUCGACGACUGCCAGGCAUACCCGAAAUGGUCACUCGCCGAGAAGGCGGCCUAUCUACUCUCCUUGGGAUUCGCAGCAUCAGACCCUAUCGAGGUGUAUCGUCCUCGAUAUAGGUACUGGGAGCUGAUUUCCCUUACUACCGUCCACACCAUCGCACCAUCUUCUUGUCUAGUCAUUCGUCGCAACUCCGAGGUCAUGUGCGACAAUCUCGAUCGCUGGAUCUCCGACGUUCAGGGCGCCGCUCGCACAAAGAGCCCAUUAAUUUGGGACAACGUUGGCGCUGAGCGUGCACGUGUUUCCGCACUUCACAAGCAACGCACGCCUACGACUAGGAAACGGAAAGCAGACGAGAUGCUUGGCGAUUUGGAUGACGAGGAUCAAGCAACGUUAAAGCGCAUCCGUCGAGAUUAUACCUUACCGGACAUCCCGAAGAUACCGUCACCGCACCUUGAGUUGCUUCCCGGCUGCGAACUCCUUCCUUUCAUUCUCGCUGAUGACUCGCCUGAACUAUCUUUAUCGCCCUUCACUCGUGAGGAAUCCUUCGACCCUGAGCCCUUCAGUCGCUCCAUGUUCGAUCCAAAGCCGCCUGCUCGACUCGAUCCAAAGCCGUUUUCCUCCCCGUCAUCUUCGACACCUUCUUUGACACCUUCAUCGCCGCUGGUCUCUCCUGAUGCUGCUAUACGACUCCCGCUUCUCCCGGCUGAUGGAGGCGAUCCAUUGGAAGCAUCCUGGCCUGGUGACUGGUAUGUCGAGGAUGUCAUCACCGGGUUAAAAGCCAUUGAUGAUGCGGAAGCGGUGGGCGGUACGGUAGAGAAGCGGUUUGAACGAGUGUUUGGUAGGAAGUUUCAAAGCUCGCAAUACUACAAGAUUCGUCUCUUCUGGGAAUCUAACCGCUGCACGGAUGAGCAACGCAAGGCUGGACGCAAUGCGAAGGGAGAGACACGAGGUCGAUGGUCAGUGUGGUUUAAGGAAGUUGCAUCGAGGCGAUAUUCGAAGACGAAGGCAAAGGCGAGAAGGGUUUCGAUAAUCGAGCUGGAUUGA